Cylindrotheca closterium is the source of this 582-nucleotide messenger RNA. The record is from the annotation of a GenBank genome assembly. Lineage: Eukaryota; Bacillariophyta; Bacillariophyceae; Bacillariales; Bacillariaceae.
AUGCCAUUGCUCUCUCCAUUGAUAUCAAAAGUUGCCAUCCAUAUGUCUUCGCAAGAGCUGCAGCCUUACCCCCUUUCAAAGACUUCUUCUUGCGCCAGUGCUACUAUGUUCAACAUUCUUCGUACGGCCAGCACCACCACAAGCCAUCAAACCCCUUGGACUACUGCAGAGGUGGAUGAAAGUGUCUCUCCCUCCCGCAAUGACCGAGUUACAAAUCUGAGACCAAGACGAGUAACCUUCAAGCCGACAGUGACGGUGCGCAGCAUACCUCAUUUCAAUCGAUAUCCUCAAAGCAUGAAGAAGAAAAUAUGGAAUUCCUCGGCUGAAAUCUAUUGGAAUGCUCGACGAAACAAAAUUGAAUUCAAAGCGGAAGGUUGUGAUUGGAGAAACGUUGUGACAGAAGAUCAAAUGCAUGUCGAUGUGGCCAUGGGGGAACUGAUACAUCCUUGUCAUGUCUCUUCUUCAAGUACGCAGCAGCACCAGCACGAAGUUCUUGAAGCUUCUGGUGCUGGUGGGGGUGUGGUGAGGACAACAUUGUUUCCGACCACCCGUAAAGUACAAGGGGAACUGAUAUUGUGCUAA